This is a messenger RNA of Cynoglossus semilaevis (tongue sole), 5200 nucleotides long. It is a transcript of the gene nkx2-1, whose product is annotated as NK2 homeobox 1. The transcript has 2 exons. The record is from RefSeq and is a predicted model, not a curated record. Gene Ontology annotation, biological process: regulation of transcription by RNA polymerase II; cell differentiation. Bases 958 to 2046 code for a protein of 362 amino acids. Lineage: Eukaryota; Metazoa; Chordata; Actinopteri; Pleuronectiformes; Cynoglossidae. Gene Ontology annotation, cellular component: nucleus. Gene Ontology annotation, molecular function: RNA polymerase II cis-regulatory region sequence-specific DNA binding; DNA-binding transcription factor activity, RNA polymerase II-specific.
CGUGUGUCUGUGUCUUUGAAUUCAGUAACCAUGCUGUUUCGGUCCAAUCAUAUCAGAAAUAGUCGAAUAGAGAGGAGGGGUUAAUGAUUGACGCAGUCUCUUUACACACGCGGAUGUGUGUAUUUAUUUACUUAUCAGUAUCAGUCAAUUUCCCUGCAGGCGAGUGCACUUUUGCAUGUCUAAGUGUACGAUAAGGCGCAACACAAACAAUCCCGCAAUCACCGAGUGGAGGCCUCUCGUGGCCAUUAAAAGUCAGGAGUUCAAAGUGAGGAGGUGCUUCUCCAAACUCUCAAGUCCACACAUUCAGGCCUCCUUUCAUCAAGAGGCCCUCGUCAACAUCACUACAGUUAAUAAAGUGCAUUGUGGUUAAAAAAAAAAAAAAAGAAAGAAAGAAAAAAAGAAAAAGAUGCGGCUGCAGCAACAAGUGCGUCAAACUCCAGAUGCUGCAGCUGCAGGAGGAGGAAGAGGAGGAGGAGGAGGAGGAGGAGGAGAUGCAGUGGUCAGCUCCUGGUGCGCACUCCUCACCCUGCAUCCUCUGCUUCAUGCAUGAAUACAUGCAUCCCCGCGCGUCUGUCAUCUGCUAAGUUGGAGUGAGUGCGCGAGCGCACGUCUGCUUAGUGAAAAAGUGAAAUUACGCACGGAAAGAGGAGAGAAGGGAGGCUCGGGUCGGGGCUUGUUUUCUGUAUUGUGUCGAUGCCCCGCCUCUGAUGGUCGCCUUAAACCUGGCACCAGGCUCUAAAACAAACCAAAGCCAGCAUAGAGCUCCCACUCCAUCCAAUUAAGGCGGACUUGAGGCGCUCUCUCCUACGUCUUCAUCAAGCAAGGAUCGACGCUGAGACAACAAGCAACCAGAGAGAGGAGAUUUGGCCAAAACGGAAAAGAGAAAAAAGAAAAAAAAAAAAAAAAAGACGGAGAGAUUGCCUUGCCUCCUAAUUUUCCCUCUCCAGCCCCAGAACAAUGUCGAUGAGCCCUAAGCAUACGACUCCUUUUUCUGUUUCCGAUAUCUUGAGUCCCCUUGAGGAGAGCUAUAAGAAAUUAAGUAUGGAGAACAACAACUUGGGGGCACCGCUCACCUCCUACCGGCAGCCGCAGGUCUCUCAGGCGGCCAUGCAGCAGCACCACAUGGGCCACAACGGCUCCGUGUCCACGGCCGCCUACCACAUGACUGCGGCAGGUGUCUCCCAGCUGUCGCACACGGCCAUGGGCGGAUACUGCAACGGCAACCUGGGCAACAUGGGCGACCUUCCGUCCUACCAGGACGGCAUGAGGGGCAGCGCCACGGCCACCGGCUGGUACGGAGCCAACCCGGACCCGCGCUUCUCCACCAUUUCCCGCUUCAUGGGCUCUUCCUCGGGCAUGAACAUGGGCAGCAUGGGCAGCCUCAGCUCCCUGGCAGACGUGGGUAAAAGUAUGGGCUCUCUGUCCAGCACCCCGAGGAGGAAGAGGCGCGUUCUCUUCUCCCAGGCGCAGGUGUACGAGCUGGAGCGACGCUUCAAGCAGCAGAAGUACCUGUCGGCGCCGGAGAGGGAGCACCUGGCCAGCAUGAUCCACCUCACCCCGACCCAGGUCAAGAUCUGGUUCCAGAACCACCGCUACAAGAUGAAGAGACAGGCCAAGGACAAGGCGUCCCAGCAGCAGAUGCAGCAGGAGAGCGGCUCCUGUCAGCAGCAGCAGCAGCAGCAGCAGUCGCCGCGCAGGGUGGCGGUACCGGUGCUGGUGAAGGACGGCAAACCGUGCCAAGGCACCGGCCACACGGCCUCGUCCUCGGCCUCCUCGCAGACGCACCACCAGCAGGCGGCGAACGUCAUGAUCAUGUCCAACAACACGUCCGUGCUCGGACAGCACCAGAGCCACCACCAGAACCAGCACCAGAGCCAACAGCAGCAGGUGGGGAGCACGGGUCACUCUCCAGACCUGGCACCGCACUCCUCCAGUCCGUCCGUCCUUCAGGGCCAGGUGUCCGGCCUGUCCCACCUCAACUCCCCGGGCUCGGAGUACGGCUCCGCCCUGCAGUGUUCGGCCCUGUUGUACGGCAGGACGUGGUGACAAACGGUCGGAACCUGAGAAGGAGAAGAAGAAAACAAACAAAAUGCAGUGUAAAUGUGCGGCGCAGCGCUUCUUUAAACAAGUCCAAUAUUUUCCCCUGUUUCUUUUGGGAAUAGAAAAAAAAAAAACAAAACUCCAGAAACUGUGGAUGUGGAAGUCUUUGGGAUUUAUUUAUGUAAAUUAUAAUCAAGGGAAGAACCCAGCAGUGAAACAGGAGCCGUGCACAUAUGAACUGCGGCACCGCUCAGUAUGGGUGCUGUUCGAUUCCUCUCCACUUUCCCGAACACACCAAGGCCAUCAGCUGACGCCUGAUCUAUGAUAGAAUGUCCUGUAAGCCGUAGAUCUAGGUUGUACAUAUUUCUGUAAAAGACCAUGGACUUUAGCUCCUGUCUGUUGUACAGAGUUUCUGACGGUUUGUUGUCGUUUCACUCGUAUUUGUACUCGUUUUAUUUGGUUUGUAACUUAUAUAGAUAUUUGACCUACUACAGAUUCAGUCCUAUUAAUAAAUUAUGGAAACGUUUAACACACCAAAAUCUUUAUUUUUUCAUUCUUAUUUAUUUUUUUUCCGUGCGAUGUUAUUGGUGAAAAAGCAUCAGAUUUUGACGCGUCCUUAUAAAUUAUUACAACUUUCCUCCGUAUCGUUUCAACACAAAAAUUCCAGCAAUUUGUAUAAUUUGCAGUGGUUUUGCACACGUUUUAUCCAAUCCUUUAGGAACAAUAUUUACUUGUAUGUUUUGAAAUAUAUGUAAUAAUUUGAUUACAUUUAUCAAGACGUAGAGUCAUUCUUUCAAAAGAUUCAAAAACUUCCCCAAAAGAUGGAGAAGCUCCUUCAGAACAUUUAUAAGAAAGAAACGUCCAGUGUUAUGGGGUUGUGUGUAUAUUUUUCGCUUAAAAAAAACAACAAAAAUAAAACAAAACAAAACAAACAAAAAAAACAGUGCAGCGAAAACUUUCAUAAUUGAUUUAAUCUCAAAUAUGCUUAACUUAAAAAAACUGCAUUCCUCUGAGGAUUUAAAUAUCUACAUAUUCUGCUUUUAUUUUAUUUUUAUUUUUUCCCUUUCCAUAUUUUCAGUUAUUUUGGCUUUUGAUGUUUGUUUGUUUUUUCCCUUUUUGCUUUCUUUCUUCCACUUCUAAAAUUUCCCUUGGAUCUGGAACAUUCUUUCUCCUCGUAUUAUUUUCCCGCUUAUUCCAUUUUUUUAUCCCGCCCUAAUUUCGUAUUCCUGUAUAUUUUUUAUUUGCUCCAUUUUGAACCCAAAUACUUUCUCAUAUCGCGUUUAUGUUUCUUUGUUGUAGUUUGUUCCGCCUUUCUCUCCUAGCAUCUUAGCAUUUAGCCUGUCUGUCUGGUUUGACUCGUUAUAUUGUUUUAUUGUCCGUCGUUUUUUGUUCGGCCUUUUCUGUCUUUUUUACAUUUUCCCCCUCAUUUCAGCUCAUUUCUUCUUCUUUACAUCUAAGUCGAUAUUUUGUAUUAUUUUCCUUUGUUGAUGCCGAAUUAAUUAAAGAAUCUUCUCGGCGAAACAACAAACCAACGGUUUGUUUUCUUUCCUUUUCAACAUGGACGGCGACACUUGUUGUCUUUUCGUUAAAACGGACUUUGAACAUCGAACCAAAAAAAAAGAAAAAAAGAUUACAUUUAGACUCAAGUCACACGGGCUUUUUUUUACAUCAGGCCCUGAUGAUUUAUGACGAUUUAUUAUUCAAACUGUUUGUGUGGCGUUUGUGUUGUUUUGGGAGCAGCUGUGGAUGAUGAUGAUGAUGAUGGUGAUGAAGAUGAUUGACCGUUACUGACAUGUAGAACUACAACAAAACAACAACGACGGUCAUCGGGUGUUUGUCAGAGAAAAUGAAGGUUUAAUUUUGACUCCAGGAGGUGUAAUUUAAAUAAAAAACAUUUAUAUUAAGACGUUCGUUAACAUGAGCAAACACCUGCAUAGAGAAAAUAUUCAGAAUUUACAGAAAGAUAUUGAGAUUUAGAUGCCUCGUCUUUAUAUACGGUAUAUAUAUUUCAAAAUGUAAAUAUUUUUACUUUUUUCUUCCUUUUUUAGAUAAGUCAACCAGGCUCUCUCUCUCUCUUCCUCUCUCGCUCUCUCGCACACACACACAAACACACACACGCCUAUUCUUUUUCAGUCUUAUCGUUAAAGAAGUAAACUAGGUGUGUGUGUAUAUGUGUGUGUGUGUGUUUCCUCUCUUUAUUUUCCCUUUCUGUGUGUGUUUCCUUUGGGUGAGUCAGAAAAGGUGAGGUCUCUCUCUGUCUCUCUCUCUCGUGUGUGUGUGUGUGUGUGUUGAUUCCAGGUCCUAACGUCAAACAAACACACACACACAUCGCUGCAGCUUAUCGAUGAAAAUCCCUGACCAAACAUCGCGGCCCCGUGUUUGCUAUCAGCUGAUUAACCGACGAUCUAUCAGAGAACUGAGGGAAAACAGCGUCGAGCUGCUGGACUCUGACGUCAGUCACCAAUCAUUCAAAGUCCAUUUCAUUCCUUUGACAACAAGAACGUUUUUUUGUUUUUGUUUUUGUAUUUUUUCUCUAAAGACCAAAACCACAUUUAAACACGAAUGACGUCAGCAAUGUUAUUUUUGAAAAGGUAAACGGCGUUUAACCUGUGACACAUGAUUAUAUUUGACCUGCUGCCCUGUCACCUGAUAAGAACCAGGUUCUUGAAGGGUAAAUAAUGUGACACAGAGAUAAAGACGUGCGAUUUCAGCUGCGGUUAUUUUCUCCCGCAGGUGUAAUUUAACCCCGCGUACAUGGCAGCCACGUGACUGAAAUAAAAAAAUAAAAAACAUAUAUACGUGUGUAGGCUACAUAAACGAUGAAAUGUUGUGGCUUUACAGAUUAUUAUAGAUUUAGAGACAGCAAUUCUAUGACGUCAAUUCAUUUCAAACGCUCUGUUUUGAAACUUCUCACUUACCCGCGAAAAAAACUAUACGUAUUGUCCAGGAAACGUCGAUAUUAAUUAGCCGUUUGUCGAUAACUGAAAAAGUAAUGAAGUAAAACAUUAAUAAUUCUAUUAUUACUUUUAUUACAGGUUAUUUGUAUGAUUAUCGUUAUUUUCAUUUUCAAAACAUUGCACUCCUUCCGCUGAUGUGAAUUAGAACCACAUACAUGGUAAAGAAUUAAAAAAAAAACAUUAAAAAUAAGAAAAUUCUUAUG